GGACAGUGGAAUGGAUGAGCCGUCGUUUUCAUUGUUCUGCGAUGAAGAACUCCUCUUCUUCUUUUGGCUAACAAUUUUGAAACCAUUUUCACAACCAAAAAGUUUCAAUUACUUAUCGAUGCAACAUCUUCUUCUCACUCUGUCAUCGCUAGAGAAAUUUCAUUUAUAACCCUUCCCUCUAUUCAAAUCCUCCUCUAAUUUCAGAAAAAUUUGUGUUGUCUUUACAUGAAGAAAACCCCAAUGUUAAAAAAUUUCCAUUUUAAUGAUUCAUUAUUUGUUGAUUUUGCAGGUUUGGUCAAUAUACAUGCAGAUUGGAUUUCCCUCCAAAGGGAUAAGAUAAGAACAAGAGGUUUGAACUAAAAGGCAACAAGAAUGUAUUGGGGGAGUUUCACAGUGGCUUUAUGAACAAUGGAGAAAGAACUGGUGAGGGAUGGUUAAUUUGUUUCCUAUUUCAUUUAUGCACCUUAUUGAAAAUGAACUAAUAUGCAUCAGCUCUGUUUUGGAGGUUGUGGUUUAAUUUCAUGCCUUGAGUGAUCAUAACAUGGUUUAUUAUUGAGAGUACUUUGUCCGUUAAAAUGAUUUGUAUAUAUGGUAUGAUUUGCACCAGUGUAUCUUAUAAUAAGAUCUGAACCAUGUCUUUCAUAAACUUUAUUACGGUUCCUUUUGCAGGUUCUACUAACCGAAAUUAAUUCAAGGUUUUUCAUUUUACUUGAGAAGAGACUUUUGGUUGUGGAAAAAGGCUUUGCUACACCGCUGCCACAAAUAUCAGCUACAACUGCAGAAGUGAGAGAUAAUGGAGUUUGAAUGGUCACAUUUAGGUAAGUUGAACUUUUUUUGGCUUUGUCAGUUUAUGUUAACCUCAAACAGUCACAAAGAUGAUCAUUUGAAUUCACAUGGUUCAAGAAAACUCAUUGAUUGAAAUGCUAUAUUGUUUUUUAUAUGUUGAAUUAGAAUUUUUUAUAAUAUGGUUUUCUUGCUUUUUUAUAAUAUAUUGUUUUUGCAUCAAUACAUUUUUUUCUUGGUGUUUGAAAUUUGCAGAAGCAUAAAUUAUUCAAUAUUUUUUAUUAUUUAUUUAUAUAAGAAUAGGACUACUGUGUUGUGAAUGGUUUGUCUACUUUAACUCCAUGCUUCGGGUUAAAUUAGAUGUGUUGAAGCUAUAGUCUCAUUUUGAAUCAGCUCCUUAUGUUUACAAUGACUACCAUAUUUAUUUAUCUUUUUCCCAAGAUACAAUUCCUUUAAUUAUUAGUCAUAUCAAGUUUCUGUAUUUUGAAAUUUGGAUUCAAUCGUAUAAGCAUUGAACUGAAACUUGCAAUGUUUCAGACUCAUUGUGCCUAAUUUAAUGUUUCCUAAUAUUGUGUUUCUAUUUUGAGUAAAUGGUUUUAUGUGUUGUGUAUCAUGGUUUGUUUUAGUUUGUGACUUUUGGUUCUUGGUUUGCAGGUAGUUUUAUUUACAAGUGAAAUCAUUUGAGUGAGUUGUGUUUUAAAGGUAGUGUACAUCUUCGUGUUAAGUUAUUUUUUUUAUUAUAACAUGGAGGACAAAUUUUGAGGUUUUGAAUCAGGUUAUAGUUUGCCUUUUGUAUAUUUGUAUAUUUAAUUUAAGUUUUACAUGUUAAAUCAAAUUGAGUAUGUACAAUUUAUUCUAUUUUUAUUAUCUUCAUAAGCAUAAUGAUUUAUGUCUACAUUAGGUAAAUAUAUUGUUCCAUAAAGUAUCUAUGUCACAGGUUGAAAAAUGAAACUUUUUUCUAUUUGCCUCUUUCAUCUGUGACUCAAAAUGUUGGACUACAUGAAUGUCUACUGAAAUUAGACGUGCCUAAAAUACAUUGACCAAACCGACUUAUUUUUAAUUUUGUCAACAAAGAGCUUUUUAUCAUGAGUCUACUGACAUGACAAAACUUGCUUAUGAAUUUUAAUUUGGUAUUCAUGAUAUGGAAAAUAUUAAAGUUUCAGUUUACUAUUAAUUUGAAACGGAUAUGUGAUUUAUUGGAUAGAGAAGUUCAAUUUUAAGCCCUGAAUGUAAACAUACGUGUUUACUAUGUGUUGAUAUGUCUUUUCAUAUAAGCUAUUAAUAUCCAAACUGGAGAGAAGGUGGCUGUUAAGGUGGUAUGUGAUGUUAUCAACUCUCAUUUGGCUCCUUCAUGAAUGUAAGCAUACGUGCUAUUUUUUGACACCCUCAUUGUCUAAGAUUGCAGGUUUGAGUUCAAAGGAUGGUAACUAAAAAGAUGAUGGAGCAAAAUUAACAUGUUUCCUUUGAGCACGCGUAUUAUUGACCAAAUUUGUGUCACUGUUGCAACAAUCUCACAUAUCAGAGCAUCAGCCAAUGAAUGGUUCUUUACUGGCUACACUGAGUGCAUCAAACAAACUUAUCUUGCAGUCAAGCAUCUGUUUGAAUGUAAAGAUGGUCAUGGCACUGAGGAUCCAAAUAUCAGACGGCGACAGGAAAUAUCAGAGGCUGCUGCUGCUCACGAAUCUGAGGAAAAGGUGCUGCCAGAACCAGGCGUGGGUUUGUUGCGAGCAAUCCUCCGGUAUACAAUUGUCUUUCUUGGCCGCAUCUCAUAAGGUCCUUGCUCAGUGAAGUCGGGUCAGAAGCGUUUCUGUUUCUGUUUCUGUUUGUCUGAUAUUAUCUUGUGGCGGGACGCGAGAUCCUAAGAAGACUAUGUAUUAGGAGGUUCUUCUUUUUCUUGCUUUUGCGCUAAUGCCUUGUGAGCAUGUCCUUCUUGCCUGCUUAUUUUUCCUUGCCGAAUUGGAGUUCUAUUAUUGUGAAAGGAGAUGCUUCUAUUGGAUGGAUGGCAGGCCUCUUAGAAAAGAGCAGGUAUGCCAAAAGAGGCUUUGCUUCAGUAGUGAAGUUUGUUGAGGUUUUGAUCUUGAGUUUGGUUUUGCAUUUGAAGAGGCCUUGCUUUUGGUUUUGUAUCAGUUUUUUAACCUGUUCUAUGCUGUCAGUGGUGUUAAUAAUGAUGAAAGUUUAUUAGUGUUGGUUUGGAAUGGCAUCAGUUGCAGAGCCUAUCAAUCUGAGUUAGUGCUUUUAUUUCUUUUAGUCUUGGUGUUUGUUUCCUGGUAUCUCAGUUUAGAUUUUCCAAAAGAUUGGUGUACUAGAUCAUAGUUGAAUUGGAGGUCGUUGUAAUCAUGGAGUAUUCUUUGUAAUCAGGGUUAUUGUGUUGAGUAGUGAUUUUAGCAUACCUUGUGCCUAAGUCACUCAUUAAUAAAUUUUUGCAUUUUCAAAUAAAAUAUAAUCAAGUAAUUUGCUCCUCUA
Messenger RNA from Trifolium pratense (red clover), 3246 nucleotides. RefSeq lists its product as uncharacterized. The record is from RefSeq and is a predicted model, not a curated record. Lineage: Eukaryota; Viridiplantae; Streptophyta; Magnoliopsida; Fabales; Fabaceae. The transcript is spliced from 5 exons. The coding region runs from base 2238 to 2555 and encodes 105 amino acids.